ACACAAAUGCAUCUUUUCAUCUGAGUUGAAACAAAUUCGAGUUGUCAUUACAAAGCUGUUUUAAUCAAAUAAACAAAAUGUCAAAAUAGCUUUCACACAACUUGCAGAACUCCUUUAAAGUAUUGUGUCAGCAUUUAUUCUGGAUUGGAUUGCGUCUACGAAAAUAUUUCUUGUUUAAAUCCCGUGUACUUUACUGUUUAUAAAAAGUCGAUCAUAUUUCUCUGAUAAGAAUGCAAGCUCUGGCAGUCACAGUUCCUGAAAAGUAUGAGAAUGAAAAGCCCAGAGGAUGCUACAUACCGAAGCGAUUCAUUGUUGCUUUCUUGGGAUUUUUUGGUCUUGUCAAUGUCUACGCCUUACGGGUGAACCUAAGUGUGGCUAUGGUUGCCAUGGUGAACAACACAGAAAAAAUUACCAACGUAUUUAACAACUCCAGAGAUGAAUGCCCGGAUCUUAUGGGAAGUGAUAGCGAUUCAACUAUGGCUCAGAGUAGUUCAUUGGGAGAGAAAUAUGAUUGGGAUGCAAAAACGCAGGGAAUGAUCAUGAGUUCCUUCUUCUAUGCUUACUUCAUUACUGUGCUGACCGGCGGCUAUUUCGCCAAAAGAUUUGGAGCCAAGCUUAUGUUUGGCAGUGGCAUAGGCGUCACGUCCAUUUUGACGUUAUUGACGCCGGUUGCUGUAAGAUGGGGAAUCAUUCCUUUCAUCAUUGUCAGAGCUCUUGAAGGGGUAGGAGAGGGUUUGACAUACCCAGCAAUCAAUACCAUGGUCAGUCAGUGGGCGCCAAAACUGGAGAGGAGUAGAAUCUCAUCAGCAGUGUUCAGUGGUGCUUCCAUAGGGACUGUGGUUUCUUUGUCUGCAUCUGGGUUACUAUGCAAAUCAGAAGCCCUUGGAGGAUGGCCGUCAGUCUUUUAUGUGUUUGGCGCUAUUGGUUGUUUUUGGUACGUACUCUGGGUUAUAUUUAUAUAUGAAACACCUGAUGAGCAUCCGACGAUUUCUAAAGAAGAAUUGUUUCUUAUUUAUGAAUCGGAAGAAAAUCAAUUGUCGCAAAAGGAUCUUGACAUACCAUGGAAAAAAAUAUUCACUUCUGUGCCAAUGUAUGGUGUUCUGUUUGGCCACAUUGGAUCAUAUUUCGGAUUAGCAGUGCUGAUGACAGAAUUACCUUCGUAUCUCUCUGGAGUCUUGCAUUACAGUGUGGAAGCGAGUGGUCUAUUAACUGGUUUGCCAAACAUCUUGGAGGCAUUGGGCGGAAUGAUGUCAUCUUAUGUUGCGGACAAACUCAUAAGCUCCAAGACGCUGAGUGUUACGUCAGUUCGCAAAAUAUUUCAAUCAAUAGGUAUGGUCGGAUCAGGCAUUUGCUUGCUUGCGAUAACUGUGUCGGGGUGUCAGGCGUCGGUUAUCAUAAUCCUCUACUCAUUAUUAUUGUACGUGAAUGGCUUUAAGUAUUCUGGAUAUAAUGUCACUCACGUUGAUAUGUAUCCACCAAUGGCAGGAGUUUUAUUUGGAUUGACGAACAGUAUAUCAUCCCUUAGUGGAAUCAUUGUGCCUAAUAUGACUGGAGCAUUCACAGCGACUGGGAAUACCAGAAGCAAUUGGAAUAAAGUUUUUUAUGUCACUGCAGGAGUUUAUUUCAUUUCAACAAUACUUUACGACAUCUUUGCGUCAGCUGAACUGCAACCGUGGGGAUCUGAGAAAAAAGAAAAGAAACAAAGCAACACUGCCGAAACAAAAAGUUAGCGUUUCGGAGAAAUACGUUUGUUUUCCGGUAUUGUAUGAAAAACAGGUUGAAAAGUUGAGGAAUAUUUGAAAAUUUAGAUCAAAUAAGAAGUGAUUACGGCAGUUUAUACUUAGUGGGAAAAUUAUACACAUUUGACGAAUUUUAUUGAAGAAAAAUAACAAUUAAACUAUAUAUAGAAUUAAAAAAAAACUUUAAAUUACAAAGAAAAGAUUAAUAAAAGGAUUUAAAGAAAAAUGAGAAUGCAUUAUAGACCUUCUUUUAUUAUUUUUAUUUUUUUUUGUCAGUGAGUUCUGUGUAUCUUAUACUUAAAAUUUCUACACGACUUUUAAUUUCUGCAUAUGGUGUAUCAAUUUUACACAUAAAGACCAAAAUCGUUCUAUAACAGAUCCUUAUUUUUAAAUUAAAUUUUCUAUGCAGUUUUAUUUUCCUAUUUUAAUGCAUGCUCAUGUACUAAGCAGAAAAUGUUGUGCAUAUUUUUAGUAUCAAAUGCAUAGAUUUACAGAUAAAGAAUGAAUCCUUUUAUAAUGGUUUCUUCAUAUUUUAUUCUUUAUGAUGGAUUUAUAACCAAUUCUUUAUAUUUUAUUCUUUAUAAUGGAUUUAUAAUGGUUAUCUAUUAUAAACAAUUUUUUAGUAAUGAGUUAUGUGUAUUUGACACAUAAAAUUUCUGUUCUUCUUUUGGCUUUUAAUUUAUGCAUAUGGUGCAUCAGUUUUACUCAUAAAGAACGAAGUCAUUCUAUAAUGGACCCUUAUUUUUAAAUCAAAUUUUCUAUACAUUUUUAUUUUCCUGUUUUAAUUCAUGCUGACUUAUUAAGCAGAAAAUUUGCAUGCAUUUUUAGUAUCAUAUGCUUAGAUUUUAAAGAUAAAAAAUGAAUUCUUUUAUCGUAUUCUUUAUAAUUCUUAUAUAUUAUUCUUUGCAAUGAAUUUUUAAUGGAUUCUGCAAAUAUCAUCCUUUAGAAUGGAUUUAUAAGGCAUUAUUGCUAUCACAUUGAAUGUUCUCAACUUUCUAUUUUUUUAUAAAAUAAUAAAAAUACAAUUGCUGAUACAUUAAGCAAUUAUUUCUAUCCUAUUGAAUGUUUUCAACUUUCUUGUUUUAUAAAAUUAUAAUAUUAUAAUUGAGACAUUGUAUGCGUUUUAUACAUCAGAUGCAUAAAUUCUUUUUGUAUUCUGUUUUGCUGAUAGCUUGGCAGAAUAUGUUGCCAGGGCUAAAUAUUGAAACGAAACGCUAAAGUGCAAAAAAUCUUUCAGUACAAAUUGGCGAAAAAAAAUGUCUUUUAAUCGUAUAAACCUGCUAUGUUUGAUGAUUAACCUGCUCAAACUAUCACAUAUAUUACAGGAAAAAAACGAUUUUCUUUUGUCAAACACAAAUUUAUACUAUUCCUUAUAUUUGAUUAUCUAUUAUUUUAAGAAACAUUAAUAUUAUGAUAAUUAUUUUCAUAAGAACUCUUUUGAAUAAUAUACUAAGACAUUAAAUAAAAGCAAUAAUGGCAUAUGAAGCUCAAUUAUAUGUAUCUGAACAUACAUAACUGUUUUUUUGAAGGGAAUUUGUUUCGUUCAAUAUGUUAAAAAAAUAUCUAAAUAGCAAAAACAGUUAGCCAUUUUGCAUUACAUGCUUCCUAUUCAUAAAACAAAAUCUAAUUUAAGGUAUUCUAUAAAAUUCUUAAUUUUAUCUUUUUAUCGGUGGCAUUUCAACAUUUACUUCUAAUCCCACGAAAAUGAAUUGCCAUUAAACAUCUCAUUGCAUUUAUGAAAGAAUGCAAUAAAUUUCAUGCUAGCGGUCCGGCUAGCUCUGAUAUGUACAUUACUUUACCUGUGUAUUUGUAUCAUAGUUAUAUUUUUUGAUUAUACAUGUGAUAAAUGUAAUUUUCCUAGAAGUUUACAUGUUUGUUUCUGCUUCAGUUUUCUCAAUGUUU
Molecule: messenger RNA, 3641 nt
Organism: Argiope bruennichi
Lineage: Eukaryota; Metazoa; Arthropoda; Arachnida; Araneae; Araneidae
Product: sialin-like
Exons: 10
Coding region: 231-1730 (499 amino acids)
Biological process (GO): monoatomic anion transport; transmembrane transport
Molecular function (GO): transmembrane transporter activity
Source: RefSeq, a predicted model, not a curated record